Molecule: messenger RNA, 1880 nt
Organism: Aspergillus novofumigatus IBT 16806
Lineage: Eukaryota; Fungi; Ascomycota; Eurotiomycetes; Eurotiales; Aspergillaceae
Product: CwfJ domain protein
Exons: 5
Coding region: 187-1695 (502 amino acids)
Biological process (GO): mRNA splicing, via spliceosome
Cellular component (GO): post-mRNA release spliceosomal complex
Molecular function (GO): RNA lariat debranching enzyme activator activity
Source: RefSeq, a predicted model, not a curated record
GUUAAAUAUUCAAGUACAACAAGAAUUUUCUCUCUUUGAGCAGCAUAAUUAGAUCUGCCUAUCUAUCUGUACUCCGUCAGUGCCAAGGGAGAGAAAUAUUCUGAUCAGUUCUCAGAGAAUCCAUCCUUCAACUAUGUUGAUAUCAGCUGUUGCAUCAUAGGGUUCAGAGUAUAAAAUAAUUGAAGAAUGGCUUCGAAAAUUGUUGUGAUUGGGAGUGUGAACUGUGAGCUGCGUGAAGUGUUCACCAAGCUCGCCAAGUUACAUGUCAAGCAGAACUUCUCAAUUGCGAUCAUUGUUGGGGAUCUCUUCGGAGAUUGCUCGACGGAGCAUGAGCUGGACGAGAUCACUGCCCUGUUGCAGGGGAACAUCAACGUACCCCUGCCAACUUACUUUGGGUUAGGCAACCGACCCCUUCCCACUAGGAUAGUGGAAAGAAUCGAGGCAAACGACGAAGUUUGCCCGAAUCUAUACUUCCUGGGCAAACGCGGUACUCUUAAGACCGCGGAAGGCAUCCGUCUUGUUGCCCUUGGUGGCAACCUCGAGACAGACAGCAAAGCAACCAACAAGUUCCAUCCCGGCUAUACAGAAUCUGACGCCCGGGCACUCUAUGGAGCCCACAGUGCGGACAUCCUGAUCACUCACCAAUGGCCCAAGGGCAUCCGAACCGGGUCGAAUGCGCCGUUACCGGAGGAUGCCAAGGUGCCCGAGGAGGUGCAAUGCAUCGCAGACCUCUGCUCUACCUUGAAACCUCGAUACCAUGUUUCCUCGUCCGAUGGAUUCUUCUACGAGCGCGAGCCAUUCUUCCACAUGCCAUCAGAGGAUUACCCAGACGCCAAACCCCUCACCCGCUUCAUCAGCCCUCCACCCCUUACCAUCCCCGUCGGAGCUACUGCAACCCCUCUGGCCCCCAUCCAAGUCAAGCGGAAAGUCCUUCCAUCUCAGCGAGAGUCCUACCACCGCUUCGCCGGCACCGAAGAAGAUCACAGCCGGCCGCGCAAGCGCGCCCGAGCCCCUCCCCCAGGGCCGGAGCAAUGCUUCUUCUGCCUCUCCAACCCCAACAUCGCAACCCAUCUCAUCACCUCCAUCGGCAACGAAAGCUACCUCACAACCGCCAAGGGACCCCUCACCACCGCCAAAACCAUCACAGACCAGACAGCCCGCCAAUCAACCUACGCCGAAAUGCAGCGCUACCGCUCCGCCCUGCACGCUAUGCUCCAGCAGCGCAGCAACGGCGGCCUCGGCGCCGUCACCUGGGAAGUCAGCCGCGGAACCGGCAUCCACAUCCACUGGCAAUUCCUGCCCGUCCCCGCCGACCUAAUCAAACGCGGCCUCGUCGACGCCGCCUUCAGAGUCGAGGCCGAGAACCUCAACUACCCCAAAUUCGAGCGGCCCUCCGCAAGCGCCGACCCCAGCAGCGAACCGGGCGAUUUCUUCCGCCUUUGGAUCUGGGAGCCCCAGAACCCCGACGGAUCGGACGGUGCGACCACUAAAGGAGCCGAGAACACGCUCCUCCUCCCCCUCGGGCCGGAAUUCCGUUUCGAUAUCCAGUUCGGGCGGCGCGUGAUGGCGAAACUGAUGGAGUUGGAGAACAGGAUGAAUUGGAAGGAUGGGGUGCAGCCGCAGGAAGAGGAGGAGGCGGAUGCUGCUGCGUUCAAGGAGGCAUUCAAGGAGUUUGAUUUCUCGUUGCAGGAGUGAGGUCACCGAGAGGCGUUUUAUCUUUGGCUGGGUUGGCGGUUGCCCUUUGUGCCCGUAGACUUUGCUAGCGGGUUGUCUGAGUAGAAGAUAUUACAUGUAGAAAAGUAAUUGCUGAUGGUGACAUCCCUCAAUUCGAGGUUACAUUAAUUGGAACCUUAUUUUGGGGUCUGUAUGUCUCGAAAGAC